AUGAAUUCCAAGGACAAAACAACUCCACUGACUACGAAAAAACUCUAUCAACUGCAUCCUGAAAUGGAGAACAUAUUAAUUGUGGCCAUGGUAUUGGGUAAAACUGAACCAAAUAUAUUUCUAUCGAGGAAUGAUACUCAGCAUAAGGGAGUCAUGACAUUCACCUUGCGCGAUACCCCUCAACACAUUGUCAAUUGUAAAUAUUGGGGCACUCGGGAGAAAGUGGAGCAGCUCAAUGAACAUAUACAAAUGGGUGACAUUGUGGAUAUUGUUUGCCCGAAAAUAUCGAUGUUAAGUCAAAAGGCCGAGGCAUUGGAAUCGAAACAGGCUCAAUAUCAACCGGUUAGCUCAUUGCCAAUAACAUUGGUAGUCAACGAAGGCCAGGGGUUGAUUGAGAAACAUAGUUAUCAUGAUUUGGAUAAAUAUACGGAGAUAAGAUUGCUGUCGCAUCAGUCCCAUAAACCUUUGUAUUCCGUUAUGAACUUGGCUGAUGUCCAGGCGACAUUUAGUGAUUCCAAAGCUCAGGCAUUUCAUACGGAUUUUUUGGUUGUUGUGGGAUUGGUACGUCGGCCACGUGAGAUAAAUGCCAGCAAGGAGGGCAGACAACGUCGUUGUCUGGAAAUUGUGGUAUUCGAUCAGAGUUUAACAAGUGGCAUGACCUUUACCAUAUGGCAUUCGGAUUGGAUUAAUCGUGCUGAAGCCUCAUGGCAGCCAAUGAAAACGGUGCUACAUCUAAUUGAUGUCAAAGUUUCGUAUUCCAAUUUUUAUAAGGGUUGUAUUUUGAGCUUCACCUCGAAGAGUAUUAUCUAUGAAAACCCGGUGGGCACGGAGACGCAGCACUUGAAAACAUUUGCUGCAACCUUGCCGAAUACACCAUUUGAUAUGGCUGUGCAGGCAAAUAAUACCGAUGCUUUGCCAAAGGCUGAAGAUAUCCGAACGGUAAUGACAGUGAGGCAAAUUUAUGCCCGAGCCGAGGGUCAUUUGAGGGAUACCAGUGAACAAUUUACCGCCAAGGUAUAUGCAAUGGUGACUCACUUUGAUAUCGAUUGGCCGGAACAUGUUUUGAGUAAGAAGUGCCCAGCUGGCCUUAUUAGAGACCAUUGGUCUCUAUCAAGCCCAGAUGGCCUUAGUAGAAACGAAUGCAAAUCCUGCAACCGUUAUAUCGCUGCCCGCAAAGAUCUCUGCGACAAUGAUCAGUGCCAGCUGGCAUUUUCAUUUGCGUAUUCUGGAGACAAAUAUGAUUACUUUUUUAAUAUAAAUCUCCAGUUAACCGAUCAUACCGGAACCUUGGUCGAAGCUCGUCUAACCGAUACCACUGCCAUGCAGAUUCUUUCCUUCAAUUGUGACCAAUAUCUCAAACUGAAUCAACAAGAAUUGGAACAACUGAAAUGGCGUUUCCUCCUAAAUCAUGUCGAGGCGAAACUGCUGAUCAAAAAAUCCAAUAUGUUGAGGCGGAAAAUGUUGGCCCUGAUAAUCGAUUUGAAACCCAUUGAAUUGGAACAAUUAACCGAAAAUAUAGCUGUAUUUUGA
Messenger RNA from Musca vetustissima, 1530 nucleotides. Its product is annotated as protein hold'em-like. The transcript is spliced from 4 exons. NCBI's taxonomy places the organism in Eukaryota, Metazoa, Arthropoda, Insecta, Diptera, Muscidae. The record is from RefSeq and is a predicted model, not a curated record. Gene Ontology annotation, biological process: resolution of meiotic recombination intermediates. Gene Ontology annotation, molecular function: single-stranded DNA 3'-5' DNA exonuclease activity; single-stranded DNA binding. Bases 1 to 1530 code for a protein of 509 amino acids.